CAACAAUCAAUGGACCAAUAGUUCGAGACCCUUUCAUUACUUGGGCUCGUGGCCUAAAAAGGAACCAGAAAUGGGUAUUCUUGAAGCAUGGAUCCAAAUAAAGCACGAAAAUGGAUCUUCAUAAUUCUUAAAAAGUCCAUAGGCUAAGGGACUCAAGUCGACGCUAGCGAAGCCGUCGAGAUCCGAAACAUCAGAUGAUCCUGUGAUUCUGCUCACCAAAGAUUUGCGAGUGAGACACGAAUUUCUAUUUUAGAUUUCUUCUCGAUGGAUUUUAGCCAGCCUGCAGGGGAAAACUAUGCUAAUCCAAGGACAUGCUUCUUUCAUGUGCUCUUUAAGGCUGCAGCCCUAGCAUUCUACAUACUCUCAGCCCUGUUUGUUGAUAGUUUUGUCAUCAUCUUUGUGGUUACUGUUGUUCUUGCUGCCCUUGAUUUUUGGGUAGUGAAGAAUGUUAGCGGCCGGAUCUUAGUAGGGCUUAGGUGGUGGAAUGAAAUAAAUGAGGAUGGUGAGAGCGUGUGGAAAUUUGAAUGUCUUGAUCAAGAGUCAUUAGCUCGAAUGAACAAGAAGGAUUCAUGGCUAUUUUGGUGGACAUUAUACCUUACUGCAGCUGCUUGGAUCGUCCUUGGAAUAUUUUCAAUCAUAAGGUUCCAGGUUGAUUAUGUCCUGGUAAUCGGAGUUUGUUUGAGCCUUAGCAUUGCAAAUAUUAUUGGGUUCACCAAAUGCCGCAAAGAUGCCAAGAAGCAGAUUCAAGCAUUUGCCACCCAGACUAUUGCGUCCCGUUUCUCAUCUACCAUACAGUCUGCAUUUAGCGUAGUGUGAGUUUCCCCAAAGUGAAAGCUUAUCCAAAUACACAUACAUGUUUUGCUUGACUCAGAUGCUACGAGGCAAGUGAUGUGAGACUUCGUUAGAUUUUUGCUAUAAUCUUCUGCCUAAAAACACAGCUCUUGCUCUUGUUAUUUUUAUUGAGGUUAGUAAGUAGUAGCUGAUAUUGAUGGAACUUCUUUGGAAUUCCUUUUAUUUUGGGAAGUUGUAAAGACAGUGUAAGGGAUGUAUGUAAAGAAAAGAGAGAUGAAAAACAAAUUGUAGAGGUUUAAGAAGUUUUCUGGAAUACGCUUUUUUUCCCUAAUUCAAAUCAUGUGAUCAA
Messenger RNA from Jatropha curcas, 1141 nucleotides. RefSeq names its product Golgi apparatus membrane protein-like protein ECHIDNA. Gene Ontology annotation, biological process: vesicle-mediated transport; protein secretion. NCBI's taxonomy places the organism in Eukaryota, Viridiplantae, Streptophyta, Magnoliopsida, Malpighiales, Euphorbiaceae. The record is from RefSeq and is a predicted model, not a curated record. Gene Ontology annotation, cellular component: Golgi membrane.